GUACUUGGGCAUAUUAUACGGACGAAACUAACACGGCGACCCAAAAUUUAGAGAGAGAGAUGGGAGGACGUGGAGCUAUAGAGGUGGCGAAAACGGUGGUGGAGGUUGCUGACGUGGCGUGGACCGCCAUGGAACACGGCCGCCAUCACCUCCACCACGAGGACCACGACGGCGAGGGAACCAAGUGCGCGGUUUCCGACGAAGAACUGGAGGCUCUGCGGGCGGAGAAUCGGCGGCUGAGGAACUCGCUGGAGCAGAAUCUGAAGCUGCUCGAGAACCUCUCCGAGUCGCCUGCGGUUUUGGACGAUUGCCCUCCUGAUGUAAACGAUUUGGGGUCGAUUUAUUUCGAUUCGCUGUAUGCUCGGUUAGUGGCGACGGUGGAUUCGAACAGCUUCUUGACUAGAAUCAAAGCUCUUCAGAAGGAGUCCAUUGAUGAUUAUCAGUUUCCUUUCAAACCAGCCACAGGAAGUGAUUUGGAGAAAGCUGAAGUUCUAAUCAAAAUUGACAAUGAAGAACCCAGUCGGUGGGUGUGGAUCACGGAUGAUAUGAUUCCGGGUAAAGUCGAGGAGAGGAGUGGGAUUGACAAUGAGAGCUAUGUUGUUGUUAGUGAGGAGCAUGUGGUGGAUGGGAUUGCCAAUUUUAUGGCCAAGUGUAUUGUGUCAAACCCGAAAGCUCGCAACUUGACGCCAGAGGAGCUGCAGAAAAUUGUAGCUAAAGCGAUGGGUGGUGUCAGCAAAUUGGAGAAAGUAUUGGGCAUUUGGCAUGCGGGGAAGUUGUUCUAUACUUUGUCCACCUGGGGACUUGCUCUAACCGGAUUGUAUAGGAGCCGUGCGGUAUUAAAAUUUGCUGCAAUGGGGCUGCACACAACUAGCAAAGCAAUUAUGAGAGCAAUGUGAGGCUCCCUGCCCUACUGCCGCUAAAAACGAAGAUUGGAACUGUACAAUAACGUCACUGCAGGUUUAUAAGAAUCCCAUUUGAUGUAAAUAAUUGUAAAUAGUGCUUGUUCUUGUUUCUGCUAUGGUUUCAUUGACUGAUUUCUUGUACUGAACCAUUGAUUGAUUCCGCGUGUUUCCGCAUCCAGUGCAGAUGACAUGCAACUUUAAUGAACUAUUUUAGUUACUGAA
Messenger RNA from Pyrus x bretschneideri (Chinese white pear), 1124 nucleotides. RefSeq lists its product as uncharacterized. Lineage: Eukaryota; Viridiplantae; Streptophyta; Magnoliopsida; Rosales; Rosaceae. The record is from RefSeq and is a predicted model, not a curated record. Bases 60 to 896 code for a protein of 278 amino acids. The transcript has 6 exons.